AUGAAAGCAAAUCACAUUCUUGCUGCCAUUAGCUUGGCCAGCAUGGUUAAUGCCCAUGGAUACCUCACCGUCCCCAAGAGUCGUACUCGACUGGGCACCGAGGUCGGCAUAGACACUUGCCCCGAGUGCACCAUCCGCGAACCCGUAAACGCAUGGCCAGACGUCGAAGAAGCAACCGUCGGCAGAAGCGGGCCAUGCGGCUUCAACGCCCGCGUCGGCGUCGACUACAACGUCCCAUCAACCCACUGGGGCAACGAACCGGUAGCCACCUACAAGCCAGGCGACGUCGUCGACGUGCAAUGGUGCGUCGACCACAACGGCGACCACGGCGGCAUGUUCAGCUACCGCAUCUGCCAGGACCAGGACCUGGUCAACAAGCUCCUGACCCCCGGGUACACCCCCACCGAGGCCGAGAAGCAAGCCGCUGAAGACUGCUUCCAGGACGGCAUCCUCCCCUGCAGCGACGUCCCCGGCCAGACCUGCGAGUUCAGCCCCGACUGCUCCCCCGGGCAGCCGUGCUGGCGGAACGACUGGUUCACCUGCAACGCUUUCGGCGCGGACCACCGUCGCGCGUGCCAGGGGGUCGACAACGCGCCUGUCGGGUCGUGUUAUACGUCCAUCGCGGGGGGGUUCCCCGUCACCACGAGGGUCCGGAUUCCCGAUUACGUCUCGAAUCACACCCUGCUCUCGUUCCGGUGGAACUCGUGGCAGACCGCCCAGGUCUACCUCACUUGUGCGGAUAUUGCCAUCCUCCCCGACGGCGGAUCAGCCGCACCGCCCCCGGACCCUGGCGCUCCUUGCACUUCUAUGCCGGUCACUUUUGACCAAGUGGUGACGACUGCUCCGGGCCAGACGGUCAAGAUUGUCGGAUCGAUCCCUCGCUUGGGUAGCUGGAAUCCGGCGUCGGCCCCGUCUCUCUCGGCGGCCAGAUAUACUUCGACGGACCAUCUGUGGACUACCACGCUCGAACUGCCGGCUGGUCAAGCUUUCCAGUACAAGUUUGUGAUUGUGGGGUCUGACGGAGCCGUCCGGUGGGAGAGUGAUCCCAACCGGUCUUAUACGGUGCCUACCACGUGCCAGAGCGGUGGCGUUACCGUUGGCGGUACUUGGCGCCGUUAG
Messenger RNA from Sodiomyces alkalinus F11, 1119 nucleotides. RefSeq lists its product as hypothetical. Gene Ontology annotation, molecular function: starch binding. The record is from RefSeq and is a predicted model, not a curated record. The transcript is spliced from 2 exons. NCBI's taxonomy places the organism in Eukaryota, Fungi, Ascomycota, Sordariomycetes, Glomerellales, Plectosphaerellaceae. Bases 1 to 1119 code for a protein of 372 amino acids.